Prunus dulcis (almond) is the source of this 1823-nucleotide messenger RNA. RefSeq names its product sugar transport protein 10-like. The transcript is spliced from 4 exons. The record is from RefSeq and is a predicted model, not a curated record. Bases 124 to 1665 code for a protein of 513 amino acids. Lineage: Eukaryota; Viridiplantae; Streptophyta; Magnoliopsida; Rosales; Rosaceae. Gene Ontology annotation, molecular function: monosaccharide transmembrane transporter activity. Gene Ontology annotation, biological process: monosaccharide transmembrane transport. Gene Ontology annotation, cellular component: membrane.
UCAAAAGAUUUAUACCUUUGUUUCUUCUUAUUGAUAGUGGAUAUCAAAGAUUUUUGACAAAAUCAUUUGGCUGAGUAUAUUUAAACUUCAAAGAACUUUCAGACUGCCAGACUUUGUAGAGCAAUGGCUGGAGGAGGUUUUGUUGGCGGAGACGGAGGGAGGAGCUAUGAAGGCGGUGUCACUGUCUUUGUGGUAUUCACCUGUCUUGCAGCUGCCAUGGGAGGUCUCCUCUUCGGAUACGAUCUUGGAAUCUCGGGAGGAGUGACCUCAAUGGAGUCGUUCUUGAGCAAGUUCUUCCCAUCUGUGUACCAUAAAAUGAAGAAUGAGUCUGCUGGUCAAAACCAGUACUGCAAAUUUGAUAGCCAACUCCUCACGUUGUUCACGUCUUGCCUCUACAUUGCAGCAUUGGUGGCUUCCUUCUUUGCUUCCUCAGUAACUAGGAAAUUUGGCCGAAAAAUUUCCAUGUUUGUGGCUGGCCUUGUUUUUCUUAUGGGCUCUGUCCUAAAUGGUGUUGCCAAUAACAUUGUACUCUUAAUUAUUGGUCGCCUGCUGCUUGGUAUUGGUGUUGGAUUUGCUAAUCAGUCUGUUCCUGUUUAUCUAGCUGAAAUGGCUCCAACAAAGAUUAGAGGAGCGCUCAACAUGGGGUUCCAGAUGGCAAUCACCAUUGGCAUUCUAGUGGCAGGUCUUGUUAACUUCGGCACUGUGAAGAUCAAGGGUGGAUAUGGCUGGAGAAUCUCUUUGGCUCUUGCAGCCGUCCCUUCUUUGAUGAUGACCCUUGCCGCAGUGUUUCUGCCUGACACUCCAAAUUCCAUCCUAGAAAGAGGUCACCCUGAGAAGGCCAAGAAAAUGUUACAAAAGAUUCGUGGCACCGACAACGUUGAUGAGGAAUUCCAAGACCUUCUUAAUGCUACUGAGGUUGCAAACAGAGUGGAGAACCAAUGGAUCAACAUCACACAACCAAGAUAUAGGCCUCAACUUAUCAUUUGCUUUCUCGUUCCAUUCUUUCAGCAGCUCACGGGCAUCAAUGUGAUUAUGUUUUACGCACCUGUUCUUUUCAUGACGUUGGGUUUUGGAAAUGAAGCUUCCCUCAUGUCCUCUGUCAUCACUGGCGGUGUUAACGUGGUUGCUACCUUAGUGUCCAUUUUCACAGUCGAUAAGUUUGGAAGAAGAAUCUUAUUCCUUCAAGGUGGUGUGCAAAUGAUCAUCUGUCAGAUUGCUGUCGGAGUGAUGAUAGGCAAGGAGUUUGGUGUGAGUGGAGAAGGAUCAUUUUCAAAAGGUGAAGCCAACUGGAUCUUGUUCUUUGUAUGUGCAUAUGUAGCAGCCUUUGCAUGGUCUUGGGGGCCAUUGGGAUGGCUAGUACCCAGUGAGAUCUGUCCUCUGGAGAUCCGAUCCGCCGGACAAGCCAUCAACGUCUCAGUGAACAUGUUGUUCACUUUUCUCAUCGGCCAAGUGUUUCUCACCAUGCUUUGCCACUUGAAGUUUGGUCUCUUCUUCUUCUUUGCUGGCUUUGUGAUCAUUAUGACCAUCUUCAUCACAUUCUUCCUGCCUGAGACAAAGAACGUGCCCAUUGAAGAGAUGAACAGAGUUUGGAAGGCACACUGGUUUUGGGGCAAGUACAUCCCUGAUGAGGCUGUGACUCAUGGCAGGCAAGACAGGGCUGCAUAGUUUGAUGUCCUACUCAUUUUCUUGCUUGUAAAACCAAUAAAAUUAUACUAUUGAUUUGCCUCUUCCUAUUCAAACAUAAAUUAUCCUUGUAGCUUUAUCAUUUUCAUUAUCAUCAACGAUUGUACUAUUGCACGACGACAAAUAUAUAUCUUCAAUUA